GUGGCCGCUGUUCCUGGAAGUGACGACAGUGAGGUCGCGCGGCGACUGGCCGGCGAGCGGGAAGUUGGAGCGCGGUGGACGGUUCAACCGUCAACUGAGCCCAGCGCGGAGUCCGGCUGCUGGCAGUCGGUGUUUUUUCAUAUUAAGAUUAUUCUUGGCAAUAUGAUAAAUGCAACAUUGAUAAAUCACCGGCACCAUUUUGCAGUAUUUUCUGCCUUUAUGAAACCUUCAAGAUGUACUUUAUGGACUUUAAAUUCUGGAACAUCCUGAAGUGAUGAAAGACACUUGUCCUGUUCUUUUAUAAAUGAAAUUUGGCAUCAUGAUUACGAAGCAAUGGAAGAUCUCCAAUAAGGUGUUCCAAAAUGAUCGGAAGAUUCUUAGCGUUUGGCUGAGUUUAAGAAAAUAUAGUAAAUCUACUUAUGACUUUUCUGGACUUACUGAAACAUUGAUUGAGCUUUGUCAGAACAGGCAAUUGCUAUCUGGAGAUAAAAUCACACAAGACAUGCUUGUCAAUGGUUAUUUCAAUUACGGACAUUUGGGAAUGGAACUCAAGAGGAAUUUGGUUACUAACUGGUGGGACUCGAUGGUGUUAUCCAGGGAGCAGGUAUUUGGAAUGCAGAGUCCUCAUCAGUUGAAGGGGAAUCAGAAUUCUGACAACAGGUCAAUGAAACUGGUGGAUGUUGCAACAUUGCAAGUACCAUUAGAUAAGCAAGAUACGAAUGGAGAAGGAAUAUUCUCACUAAAAGACAGAUUGAAGGAAUACAUCGUUUUACGACCUAAUCUUCUGCAAGGAGCAUUUUGUGAAUAUACCAAAUCUUUGAAUCUUGUCAACAGGAAGUUACCUUUUGGUUUGGCUGAGAUUGGGGUAUGUUAUCAGCCCAUUACUGCACCUGAGUAUCCAACUGAGUUCAAUGCAGUAAGAACUGCAGAAGUGGAAUUGGCAUCAUUGGUAUGGUUCAGUUCUCCUCGGACCUCAGGAAGCUGGCUAGACUACUGGGUGCGUCAGCGUUUGCUGUGGUGGAGGAAAUUUGCCAAAAGUCCAUCAAGUUUUACAGCCGGUGACUCCCAGAAUAAUUAUGGAAUUAAAGGAACUACACUAUACUUCAGUUUUCCUUGGGGGAAGGAACCAAUUGAGACAUUGGUAAAUCUGGGAGACAAAGAUCUUUUGCGUGAGCACCAUGGAAAUAAAUCAAGCUUGCAAGGCCGAGAUGGGAGGAAAACUGUUAUUCCGUAUGUGCUAUCGAUGAAUGGGAAUCUGGAUCGAGGAGUGAUCGCAUUUCUCUUUGAUUCACUGCAGUUAAUUGAGAAAGUUGAUUCUAAAUUAAGAAAAAAUCAAAAAAAGGUGCUAAAGCUUCAUCCGUUUCUAGCUCCAUACAAAGUAGCUUUGGACACUGGAAAAGGACCUACGGUUGAGUUGCGUCAGGUAUGUGAGGGAUUAUUACGAGAGUUAUUGGAGAAAAGAAUUACAGUCUGGCCUGGUUACCUCGAAACUAUGCACUUGUCAAUGGAGCAGCUAGCUAUAAAGUAUGAUGAGAUGGGAGUCAUUUUUACAAUUGUUGUCAGUGAGACUACCCUAGAGAAUGGCUUAAUACAUCUCCGGAACCGAGAUACAACUAUGAAAGAGAUGGUUCACAUCUCAGAAGUGAGGGACUUUCUCACUAAGUACAUUCAGGAAUCUUGAGAAAAUGAUGUCUCUAUAGUACUGAUUGUUUAAAAUUUAAAAUAAAACCAUCAAGCCUUUCAGUGAUGAAA
This is a messenger RNA of Amblyraja radiata (thorny skate), 1752 nucleotides long. RefSeq names its product polymerase (DNA directed), gamma 2, accessory subunit (gene polg2). The transcript is spliced from 9 exons. Gene Ontology annotation, biological process: mitochondrial DNA replication. The coding region runs from base 305 to 1681 and encodes 458 amino acids. The record is from RefSeq and is a predicted model, not a curated record. Lineage: Eukaryota; Metazoa; Chordata; Chondrichthyes; Rajiformes; Rajidae. Gene Ontology annotation, cellular component: cytoplasm; mitochondrion.